AUACGACUCACUUUCUUGUGACAGAGUACGUUCAAAACUCUAAUUCUCUAAACAAGGGUGUUACUAAUAGAAUAGAUACGUUUCUUUUUAGAUGCAUUUAGACAGUUAAUUUUGAAUAAAAGUUUGUUGUUUCCUUCUGUUAUUGGUACUUUAAUUAACUGUAAACGAUAAUUUUGAAUUUUUUCAAUCGAAAAAAUGAUGCUGAUUAACGGAAAUCAGAUUGGGAGUUUUGUUUAAAUAUUUUUGUGCAGUGUAGAAUUAAUUAAACAUGGCAUUUGAAAAAGUGAGUGCUACUGAUGAAUUGUUAAGCAUGAGAUGUCGGGAAAGUGACCACUUGAAAGGAUCAGCGUUCAGUAUUGAAAGAUUACUAGCUCCUUCUGAGAAAAGAUUUCAGGACAAUCAUUUUCAUCAACAACUUCCUUUAAUAAAUAACAAAGACGAAAAUACUGCAAAAUGUGUACAACACUUUUGUCAACAAGAAAAAAGACUUUCAGUGACACCGGAUUCUUCAAUGUCUGCGAUGGAAGAAAGUAAUUUUGAGGAAUCUGACAUUAUAUGCUCAACAACACCCGAACCAGACAUAACUUACGAAGCAUGUACGAGCAGCAUUGAUACGAAUUCUACAACCAGGGUUGAUAUGGAUGAAAAAGACAUUCACGACAGAAGUCCAAGUGCAGCUAGCGAUGAGGAGAGGAAGAAAAGACCCCGGACAGCUUUCACAGCAUCUCAGAUCAAAUCUUUAGAAGCUGAAUUCGAGAGAAAUAAAUAUCUCAGUGUCGCGAAGAGAUUACAACUCAGCAAAAGUCUAAAACUCACAGAAACACAGAUCAAAAUUUGGUUUCAAAAUAGACGAACAAAAUGGAAAAGAAAGUACACAAAUGACGUGGAACUUUUGGCGCAACAAUACUAUUCAAACUUGGGAAUUCCUGCUCCAAGACCAAUUUUCGUUGGAGAUCGAUUAUGGUUCUUUAAUUACCCAGGUCAACCGCAACCUGGAUCGCCACUUUUACAAACACAUUUAUCACCAAUUCUUUUACCAUCGUCUCUGCCCAUUGUUCAGCCAUUACCAAGUAACUUAUCAUCCGGACAACACGACACAAUUUUUCAUGAUGUACCUUCAAAUCAUCCUACUUAUGUAAUGCAAAGAAUAGACUUCAGGCAUCACGAGUCGUAAAAUAAUAAUUAUUAUUAAAAUGUAUAUUGUCCACAAAUUACAAAAUAUUAUAUUUUCCCCUAGUAGAUUAAUAACGAGAAAAAUUUAGUUAUUUCAAUUGUUCUUUAUACUUUUCUUUUUUUAUAAGUUUUCACUUGUU
Messenger RNA from Leptopilina heterotoma, 1313 nucleotides. Its product is annotated as barH-like 1 homeobox protein. NCBI's taxonomy places the organism in Eukaryota, Metazoa, Arthropoda, Insecta, Hymenoptera, Figitidae. The coding region runs from base 269 to 1174 and encodes 301 amino acids. The record is from RefSeq and is a predicted model, not a curated record. The transcript has 5 exons. Gene Ontology annotation, molecular function: DNA binding; DNA-binding transcription factor activity, RNA polymerase II-specific. Gene Ontology annotation, biological process: neuron differentiation; regulation of DNA-templated transcription; central nervous system development.